AUGAUGACAGCACCACUACCCCUCCUCGCGAUACCGUUCUCCCCCCCCAAUGAGUGGUCUUUCAAACUGCCUACAUGCUGGAGUGACCAGGACUGCCACAGCCUUUUAAAUGUCUCGUUGAAGCUCGUUGAAUGGACGGGAGCUCUCCUACCAGGGGACAAAAAUGCUGCUGCUGCAACGAUUACUUGUGGAAUAUACUGCAAUGAGGUUGAGAUUCUCGGUAAGGAGCAUAAAAGCUUUGCAGGACACGGCGUGAAGUUUUCCCGACUCCCAGGCUGGGAACCCAAUUCAUGGGGAUACCACGGGGAUGAUGAGUGCUCUUUCUGCCUAGAAAAACGGAACAUCGUAUGGUCCGACUUAUGUUGGUGA
Messenger RNA from Laccaria bicolor S238N-H82, 369 nucleotides. RefSeq lists its product as uncharacterized. The record is from RefSeq and is a predicted model, not a curated record. Bases 1 to 369 code for a protein of 122 amino acids. The transcript has 4 exons. NCBI's taxonomy places the organism in Eukaryota, Fungi, Basidiomycota, Agaricomycetes, Agaricales, Hydnangiaceae.